Molecule: messenger RNA, 1011 nt
Organism: Drosophila rhopaloa
Lineage: Eukaryota; Metazoa; Arthropoda; Insecta; Diptera; Drosophilidae
Gene: Cpr97Eb
Product: extensin-2
Exons: 2
Coding region: 116-823 (235 amino acids)
Cellular component (GO): chitin-based extracellular matrix
Molecular function (GO): structural constituent of chitin-based larval cuticle
Source: RefSeq, a predicted model, not a curated record
UUCGCAGAGUCUCGAGUGCAAGUGCAGAGCGCAUUUUCCAUUUCGGCAGUGCAUUACUUAUUCAGAGAUUGGUGAAAACGGUUCGACAUUGAUUGUUCGUCUUAGAGUUGGCAGAAUGAUGAAAUUGCAAUUGAAUGUGGUGUUUUUACUUCUGGCGGCCCACGCUGCGUAUGCGCAACAUCAGGACUAUACCACUCCAGUGCCGAUCCUCAAGCAGAUCGACAAGCACAACGACGAUGGAUCCUAUACGUACGGGUACGAAGCAGCGGAUAAGAGCUUCAAGAUCGAGACAAAGUAUUCCAAUGGCGAGGUCUAUGGAAAGUACGGCUAUGUGGAUGACCAGGGCAAGGUGCGGGAGAUCGAAUAUGGAGCCAGUAAGCGUGGCUUUGAGCCCGCUGGCAGCCACAUCAAUGUGCCACCUCCAACGCUGACCAACAGCAAUCCCUAUCCCCUGGGUCCCAAUGAGCUGGAUGAUGGUCAAUAUCGCGAGGACCCUGCGGUUUACUACAAGGAUCAGAAGUUCAACCGCCCGCUGUCACCUGCCAGCAAAUUCAGUUUGAACGACUUUGGGCGUGGCCAGCAGCAGGCGUAUGCCCCGCCCCCGCAGCAGCCCGCCCCUCAGCGACCCUAUUAUAACCCCACGCCCCAGUACUACAAUCCCCCAGCCCCGCAGCCCCGGUACUACCAACCCCCUGCCCAGAACUACUACAAUCCCCAGCAGCAGCAACCGUAUAGGGGAUUACCCGAGCAACACCAUCCGUCCCUCCGGAACUUAAACCUCUACACGGGAUCCUAUAGCAUCGACUAUACGGGCCGGAAGUAGGAAGGUCUAUUGGAUUGGGGGGGAUCACCUUUGAGUUGGGCCAGAGAGUCAGCGACUGAAGUGUCCGAGGACAAUGUCAACUUGUUACUGCCAAAAAAAUCAGUCACUCCGCACAACCCACAUAUAUCUAUUAAUGUACACUGUUUAUAAAUGUUCUUGUAUGUGUGUAAUAAAUCGAGUUUCGAGAC